UGCAUCACAAAUUAGUCUUCACCACCUGUCAAGAAAGCCAUAUAACCACAGCGUAUGCUUUAAGUGGAUCUGGUCUAAUAGAGGGUUCUGCACGGUCUACUACACUAUCAACAAGACUUGGAGGAUUAGUGCGGUAGUGCGUGCGUUCAGACCAGCCGAAAGGUACUGGUGACCUCUGACCUGUGUUCUCUGUGGGGGACGACUGAGACGCUCUGGCCAUGGUUUUGGACAAGCUGCUGGGCUUUGGGAAGCAGCUGCUGAGGGUUAAGGUGGUGGACUGCAGCACGGAGGACUCGCGUCUCUCGCGAUGCCUCAACACCUUCGACCUGGUGGCGUUGGGCGUGGGCAGCACUCUGGGCGCGGGCGUCUACGUCCUGGCGGGGGCGGUGGCCCGGGACAAUGCCGGACCGGCCAUCGUCCUCUCCUUCCUCAUAGCCGCCCUGGCUUCGGUCCUGGCCGGACUCUGCUACGCUGAGUUUGGUGCCCGAGUCCCAAAGACAGGCUCCGCCUACCUGUACAGCUACGUGACUGUGGGAGAGCUCUGGGCAUUUGUGACUGGCUGGAACCUCAUUCUCUCCUAUAUUAUUGGGACGUCGAGCGUAGCCAGAGCGUGGAGCGCCACGUUUGACGAGCUGAUUGGGAAACAUAUUGAACAUUUCUGUCGUCAGUAUAUGAGUAUGAAAGCUCCAGGAAUACUGGCCGAGUAUCCAGACAUGUUCGCUGUUGUCAUCAUUCUCACUCUGACAGGCUUGCUGGCCUUUGGGGUGAAGGAGUCGGCCAUGGUCAAUAAGGUCUUCACCUGCAUCAACAUUCUAGUCUUGCUUUUCAUGGUCGUCUCAGGUCUAGUCAAAGGUACGCUCAAGAACUGGCACCUAGACCCAGAUGCCAUACUCAGUGGAACCAACUCCUCCACCUCCAACGUGACGGAGCCGUUGCCGUCGGUGGAAAGCCUCGGGGUGGGCGGCUUUAUGCCGUUUGGCUUCACCGGGGUCCUCUCUGGGGCAGCAACCUGUUUUUACGCCUUUGUGGGAUUUGACUGUAUCGCCACCACAGGUGAGGAGGUGAAGAAUCCUCAGAGAGCCAUUCCCAUAGGCAUCGUGUCCUCCCUCCUCAUCUGUUUCGUGGCUUACUUCGGGGUGUCUGCCGCCCUCACUAUGAUGAUGCCGUAUUACAUGCUGGAUAAGAACAGUCCCCUUCCCGUGGCCUUUAAGUACGUAGGCUGGGAAGGAGCCACUUACGCCGUAGCGGUGGGCUCUCUCUGUGCCCUCUCCACCAGCUUGCUUGGUGCCAUGUUCCCAAUGCCCAGGGUCAUCUGGGCUAUGGCAUGCGACGGCCUGCUCUUCAAAUACAUGGCUGAAGUGAGUCCUAGAACCAAAACUCCCUUAGCCGCUACGCUAACAUCAGGCGUGGUUGCAGCCAUAAUGGCCUUCCUGUUUGACCUGAAGGACUUGGUAGACCUCAUGUCUAUUGGUACGUUGUUGGCCUAUACCCUCGUCGCUGCCUGUGUCCUUGUCCUCAGAUACCAGCCAGAGCACUCAAGUCCGGCCUACCAGAUGACCAGCACGCAGGAAGAGGUGGAGCUGAGUGAGACGAUCAGCGUACCCAGUAUGGGAAUCCUUCCUGGAGUGGAGGAGCGAUUCAGCUUCAAAAAUCUGCUCUUCCCUGAGAUCUCAGAGCCCACCAACCAGUCUGGCUUCUCCGUCAACAUCUGCGCCAGUGUGCUCGGUAUGUUAAUUCUGACCUUCAGCAUUCUGGCUGUCCAGGGCGGAACAGCGGCCUGGAACAUAGCAGCCCUCAGCGUAUUGGUUAUGGUCUCCCUGGUUCUCACUUUGAUCAUAUGGAGACAACCAGAAAGUAAAACCAAGCUCUCUUUUAAGGUUCCCUUACUGCCUUUCAUCCCUGUUGUCAGCAUGUUUGUGAAUAUGUAUUUAAUGAUGCAGCUGGAUAGAGGCACCUGGAUCAGAUUUGCUGUCUGGAUGUUUAUAGGCCUGGUAAUCUACUUUGGCUACGGGAUUCGGCACAGCGCGGAGGCCACGCAGGCACGCUCCAGUCCCGACGAGGAGCUCAACGGGUACAAACCCACUUGCGCUUUGAACGGGAGCGCCAUGUCCCCUGAAAAAGAGGCCUUCCUCAGUAACGGACUAGACGCCGGGGGUGAUGAAGACGACCUCUAAGAGUGUUGUGCUUGAGUUUAAAAGUAAAAGACAGCGAAUGUUUGAAUGGCACACCCAACAACAACAACAACAACAACAAAAAAAGGAAAAUCAGUCAAAAACAGUGCCGGGGGUGAUGUUGCCUCCUUAUUACACGAGAGUGUGGAGAAUAUUUUAGGUUGGAGAACAAAUGCUGGAAGCCACUGAUUAGUUUUGACGUUUCAGGAUUCUGACAGUUUGGGUCUUUGUGUAUGCAAGAACCUCAUUUCUUUGAGAAACAAAAGAAAACACACACACACAUACUCAAAAGACUGUUGAACAAAGGUCAGAGGAGAGGCAUUUUACAGGAGCCUUGAUGAGCUGUUAAAAUCUACUUUAGGCAGAGGUGCUCUCACUCAUAAAUGAACGAUGGCUGCUUUAAAUUUUGAAAUGCACUUUUGUAAGUGUCUUGAUAAACUCACUGAAAGCUUCAUUUGGAGAGGCGGGAAAUGGAACAAAAAGGUCAUGUGCCUUUAUGACAAACCGUGCUGAUUCACGCUAACGCAGGACUUAGUCAUGCUAAUGCACAAUGCUAAUUUGUAAGGCUGAUCACCAUUAGAUGGUUACAUUUUUAAUGUUAUCUUAACAGUUGAAAGCCUUGUUGAAAAAAAAAAGUCUUGUGUACGUAGAAUGACUGUGCGUCAAAAAAUCACUGACUUCUGUUACCAAGACCCAUGCUGCUAGUCAACUCAGUGUUAAAACCCCACACCAUCGUACGUUAAUAUGUACCGUUCUUGUUAUUAGAUGUUAAUCACCCACUAUUAGGGUUGAUAAAAGCAGGGAUAUUGCCUAAAUGCUUGUGAGUUUAUGCUGACGUAUAUUGUUUUUUUGGGGGUUUUUUUUCAUAACCUACUAAUGCAUUCUCAUUACAUACGAUAAUGAGCUCAUAGAUCAGGUAGGCUGUAGAGGCCCUUGGUUGCUACUGACACCUGGUGGUGUGGUGGAGAAUGCCUCCAGCACGGAUGGAUAGGAGUUAGAACGAGCUGGAAAAAAAAAAAAAAAAAGGUUAAAAAGCUGUCACAGUGCUGGCUACUGUGUCCCUGUGCAGAUGAUGUCUGCCAGUGUAGCAGAAAUUGAUUUUGUUCAUUUCUUGUUUUCUGAAAGGAAUAUUUCAUAAAUCUUUUAAGGGCAGUCUGAGGAGUCCAAUUGUAUCAAGGCUGAUAAUUGCUAUGGAAACCAUCUGUAGAGUUUUAGAGGUUUAGACAAAAAAACAUCUUACCCUGGAGGUAAACAAUAUCCCUCAAUGUUUUCAGGUUACAGUUUUGAUAAAAAGGUGUGGUUAUUGUAGGGCCUGUCUAGUUUAAUCUCAACCCACCAUGUUGCAGCGAUUCCCUUGCCUGCUUUUACAGAAAUGACAAGCUGUUUAGACAUGGAUUAAAUGACUGUCUUUUUUUUUUCGGAAAGAAAGUAGCUUUUCGUUAAUUAAUUUUGCAGUAUACACAUUCAGCUUACUUGUGGUGAAAUAUUUGUUUGCAAACAUUGCUUUUCUUAAUGUUUCUAAGCAAAAUUUGUAACAGGUGUGGAUGUGUGCAUACUUUUGGAGGAUGGGUUUAAUUGAUCUUUAUGGGAUGGGCGUUGAAGAGUCAUUGUUUUAUUUAGUCUUCGUACUUGAACCCGCUGACAAACAUUUGUGUUAAUAAAUAGACAACUUCUGUCGUCUAGCAAAUGAAACAUGCUACAAACAAUGAUAUAGGCCUAACUGUACUUGUACUCAGACUAACACUAUUUAAUCACGGUGUUAUAAUGAAAACACUGUACAUUUUACGUUGUUUACUGGCCUAAAUUCAGUUGACGGCUUAUGGAAAUUAGGACAAUUUUCAUUUUUCAGAGCGUUUGAGUGAAAUUAAGUUUGACCAGUCUGAAAUUUGUGCUUCGGUGUCCUCUAAUACAUGUCUUUUUAGUUGAGGGACACCAGCCAUAUAUCUUGUGACUUCGUUUUUUUUGUAAUGUGACAUGUUUUCUACGGCCGAGGUGAAAAGCAGAGUGAUUGUUAAUAUUCUGUCAGCGGGGUAUUAUUACAUGCUGGUAUUUUUUAUAUAGAGAGAGAAUGUUUAUGGCUUACAGAGUAGUCUACAGUUAUUUUUGAAUGAUAUUGCUUUUAUGUUAGAAUACUUUACAUUCUUUGCUUAAUUUCAUCACCACAGCCAUAAUUAUCAAAAACUGUUAUCAAAAAGUGACACGCGGUCAUAUUUAACUCAAAUAACUUCACGAAGUCUGUAGAAUCGCAUUGACUACCUGCUCAUGGCUUUUCCGUAACUGGCAACAGUCAAAAUGUGAUUGUAAUUUAAAAUGUCAAAGCUAAGCACUCUCAGUUCGUUGCUCUCGAUUUGCCACUAAUUUUGAGUUGAAUUCGGGUCGAAGUCUCUUUUGAGCAUCAUGACUUAUUUGUUAUCGCUUAUGCGGACAUCGCUUAUGCGCGAAAACAGAAAUUGGGGGGGACGUGGACGUGGCCGUGUUUUCAUUGCACCAACUGUUUAGUGCAUAUACUUACUCCGCUAAAGUGGCUUUUCCUUUUUGUUUAACCUGUAAACUUCAUUUGAAUUUAAAGGUUUAACCGAUUUCAUUGAAAAGCAACGUGCAUUCGUUGUAAUCAUACUUCCCCUAUAAAGAAUGUACCGUUACGUACGAGUGUGUCCGAUUCUGUGCAUUGUCACUGAAGUUAAGACACUGUCUCAUUUUUUUAGUGUUUGUAGAUUUUUCGUUGUUUGUUGUGUUUUGUUUUGUUUUUUCAUGGGUGUUACUGUGUUUGUCUCUAAAUUUGGACCAUUUCCUGUGCUCCUAUGUAACGUUUCAUGUACAUGAUGACUUUUUCUUCGAAUAGUGUAAUCCCUGUUUCCUAUCUUACGAAACUGUUUAAUUCGCUGCUGUAAAUAAAAAUGCUUUUUGUGA
This is a messenger RNA of Chanos chanos (milkfish), 5081 nucleotides long. It is a transcript of the gene slc7a1a, whose product is annotated as solute carrier family 7 member 1a. NCBI's taxonomy places the organism in Eukaryota, Metazoa, Chordata, Actinopteri, Gonorynchiformes, Chanidae. Gene Ontology annotation, molecular function: L-arginine transmembrane transporter activity; L-lysine transmembrane transporter activity; L-ornithine transmembrane transporter activity. The transcript is spliced from 12 exons. Gene Ontology annotation, cellular component: plasma membrane. Gene Ontology annotation, biological process: L-ornithine transmembrane transport; L-arginine import across plasma membrane. The record is from RefSeq and is a predicted model, not a curated record. The coding region runs from base 219 to 2174 and encodes 651 amino acids.